This is a messenger RNA of Topomyia yanbarensis, 2134 nucleotides long. RefSeq names its product dynein regulatory complex protein 1 homolog. Gene Ontology annotation, cellular component: axonemal dynein complex; axoneme. The transcript has 10 exons. The record is from RefSeq and is a predicted model, not a curated record. Gene Ontology annotation, biological process: cilium-dependent cell motility; axonemal dynein complex assembly; regulation of cilium movement. Lineage: Eukaryota; Metazoa; Arthropoda; Insecta; Diptera; Culicidae. The coding region runs from base 420 to 2120 and encodes 566 amino acids.
CCGACCCGCAUUUUAAUGUGUCUAGAUUUAAGUCAAAUAUAGAAUUUAAGUACAAUUUGCAUGUCGUUCAUUGCCGGUCGAAUAAAAGUGUGUCACUAAAAUGUGUUUAGCCUAACCCGCGAGUUUUUGUGCAUGAGUGAGCUUGACCUGAUAUUGGUCAUUACCGAAGUUUCCACCAGUUGGUCCUAAUCAAUGGUCCGCCAAUUUUGGAUUCGGCCCCCCUUGGAACAUUACCCCUUCACCACCUAAUCAACGGUCGAUGUUGGACCUGGCUGCACCACUGCUAUCACCGCUAUCGAAGACCCAGGAAGGAAGAAAUUCAGACUCGCAGGAAAGGGAAACGUCAAGUAGUGGAGCCGAGCCACCAAUUGAGCCAAACGAAUCAGAUAAAGACGAGGCCCAAUAAGAAGGACCCCGAAAUGAUGAUUCCGACAAUGAAACAAUCCACACCACAACCUAAAUGGUCAGAGCUAAAAGCGCUGAAAGAUCCAAUGGGAAUCAACGAUGAGCUGCAGCUACAAAAAGAAAGAAUUCAAGAUUUGAUGGAACAAAAGGACAAAAUAAUCGAUGAAUGUCGCAAGGAGUUGAAAGCAGCAGAUGAUCGUUAUACGAGGGAUUUACUUAAGCAAACUACUGAUAUUCACAGUUUGGUUGAGCGCGUUGAUAAUCAAAUUGAAAUAAUGAAACGUGCGUUUAAAGAACACUUGGAUUUGCUGGAAAGUACAAUUGACGAAGAAAGGCAAAUAUUACGGCAGGCCGCAACCAAAAAAUGGAACGAUCUUUACACUAGACGGGCAGUUAAUGAGCGGAUUAAAAUGAGGCAGGAAAAGGAAAGGCUGGAAUUCUAUGAAGACCAAAUAGAUCGAAUUGAACAAGAGCACACUGAAGUUACUAGAGCAACACGUAUUCGAUUGGAGCAGGAUAACCAAGCGCUGGAAAUUGAAUUACAAAAAGUUAAAACCAAUACAACACUCAACUCGGAGAAGCUUGAUUACAAUUUUCAAGUGCUGAAGAAACGCGAGGAUGAAAAUUUAAUGGUUCGUAAUGCACAAAAGCGGCGCUUGACAAAACUGAAUGAAACCAUAUUCAUUUUACGGAGAAAAAUUAAAGAUGCUCAAAUGAACUGUCUUAUUGAAACGGAAAAAUUGACCUCAGAUAUCAUAAAAUUGCGUUCAAAUAUCAGUCACAUGGAUAUGAAGGUGAACACUUUUGCUCAGGCCAACGAUAAAAAGUACCAGUCUGUGUGGCAAAUCCAUAAAAGCGAGUGCUUAGAAAUUUUGAAAAGUAUUUUGGAAAUCGACAAGAUACUUAGCGAGCAACAUUUAGGUCGGAAAUGGCAAGCUCCUCCGAUGCCGGAUGAAUGCGUUCAGAAGCGAUCAGAAACAGUAAUUUUAGCCAUUGACGAUAGCAUACCUAUUACUUCGCAAAGAAACACUUCCUUGGUUACGUUCGACGACUCAACUGAACGUAAUCAGAUAUUGGACAUUCUACAAGUUGUACUGAAACAGGCUGGUUUUCUCAUAGAUAAAACUGCUAUGAAACUAAUGGAGUCGUACGCUCUAGAGGAACAGAAUCUAGUUUGUUUGGAUAAUAUUUUCAAUGCCUUAGGUAUCUUAAAUUGGGAUGAUGUUCGAAAGUUGAAAGAAAAGUUUGAAUAUAUUCUCAAAACACGUUAUUAUUCCAAUAGCGAAUCGUUGACAAAAUCGGAUGAAACCAAUGCAAAUGUUACCAGUAUCAUCGAUGACAAAUUAAAGGUUCUAGCAGAUGCGAAUGGUUCGGAAAUAAGCUCUACGUCUGGUCCUUCAGAAAACCUGCGCACACUCAAACAGUUUUCGGAACACUUGGCGGAUGUGGAAACCGUGCCAGGCCCUUCAAAUUAUACUUAUUUAUCAAGAAAGUUAUCUACCAAAGAUGUUAAAGAGUAUUGGGAAUCGUUCAAAAAUAUAUUUUCUUCUAACAGAGUAAAGGUUUGGGAUAUUAUGGAGGAUAACUUAACUCAUUAUUUGCAGGUAUUAAAGGAGCGCAAAGCCUUAGAUGAAGAGUGUGAGUUUUUGAAGAAACAAAAUAUGGAACUCCAGCACUUGCUUCACAAAAUGUCUAUUCCGGAGAAAUUUUUGUGAAAACGAUGAACAUU